Molecule: messenger RNA, 813 nt
Organism: Drosophila albomicans
Lineage: Eukaryota; Metazoa; Arthropoda; Insecta; Diptera; Drosophilidae
Product: transmembrane channel-like protein
Exons: 1
Coding region: 280-630 (116 amino acids)
Source: RefSeq, a predicted model, not a curated record
CACUUUUUCCACGUACAUUCAUAUUCACAUUUAUUGCGUGGCUUCGCCAACGCCAACGUCAGCGUCGACUCGUUUAAUUCACAUUUUAUUUACGCUUUUGUUGCUGCUGUUGCCGUCUGCUGUCUGCUGGUCUCGUAAUUGUUGCUUCCUUGGCCAGGACAUGGAUAUACUCGCAUAGUACGUUCGCGUUGGCGCUGCACAGCGGACGUGUUUGCGCGGCUUCCAGCUCAACACGGUUUAGUUAAGUUCGCUUAGGGUCAGCUGAGUUACAAUUGUGUGAUGCAAACGAAUGGGGCGAAUGAAAAUGUGGAGCCAACUGCCGAGUCCGCGGACUCCAUGCGCAGCACACCAGCCGCAAUGCCGCGUCGUCCCAAGCCGGGCAUAUUGCGGCUGGACAUUGGCAAGCCACGGCGUUCAUCAGGUGGUUCUGUGGACUUUCGAUGCGUGAGCUCCGUGCCUGGAUGUGGAGGUGGCUCUGGCGUAGCCAGCAGUGGAAGUGGUGGCGCCAACAGUGCCACAGGCGCCAACAGUGAGGUAAGUGAGCAUGAUUUACUGGACACCAGGGAGUGCUUACGAUUUGCUCCCCACACUCACACACACACGUGCAGAGCACCGAGCACUGAGCAGUAAGCGCAGCUGCCGCAAAAACCAAACCAAAAACCAAUAGCCAUAAACAAGCAGCACCUGGUCGAAAAACCUAACCAUGCCUUGGAUGGAUGCCAAAGGCGGCUAACAGAUCAAAUCGUUUGUAACUCGUUUAGAAAAUUUACCUGAACGAGCAGCUUAUUAUGGCUAAGUAGACGAGUGAAUGCC